Molecule: messenger RNA, 4352 nt
Organism: Neogale vison (American mink)
Lineage: Eukaryota; Metazoa; Chordata; Mammalia; Carnivora; Mustelidae
Gene: SGIP1
Product: SH3GL interacting endocytic adaptor 1
Exons: 27
Coding region: 278-2911 (877 amino acids)
Biological process (GO): synaptic vesicle endocytosis; clathrin coat assembly; clathrin-dependent endocytosis
Cellular component (GO): clathrin-coated pit; plasma membrane; clathrin-coated vesicle
Source: RefSeq, a predicted model, not a curated record
GAAGGGAUUGGCCGAGGCAGCGCAGGCGGUGCAACUCGGCCGGCUUGCUGUUCCUCUCCCUUUCUCUCGCAGCAUCUUCCUGGGAGCCUGUAGGUGAAGCGGCACCAGCAGCAUCCAUGGCCUGUCUUUGGGGUUAACACUUGUCUCCUUUGGCUUCAGCAGUGGACGGAGCAGACCUCUCGGCAGCGGCGUUGUGAGGACUUAGCUGGGACCUGGAAUCUUAUCCUCCUGUAUUUUUUCAGACUCCUUGGAAAUUAAGGAAUGCAAUUCUGCCACCAUGAUGGAAGGAUUGAAAAAACGUACAAGGAAGGCCUUUGGAAUACGGAAGAAAGAAAAGGACACUGAUUCGACGGGUUCACCAGAUAGAGAUGGAAUUCAGGGGAAAAAAAAGACCCAGAAGACUCAGCUUCUCCUCACCUCUUGCUUCUGGCUCAGAGCCCUCUCGUUAACUCUGUCUCAGCCCAGCCCACAUGAACCACCCUACAAUAACAAAGCAGAGUGUGCGCGUGAAGGAGGAAAAAAAGUUUCGAAGAAAAGCAAUGGGGCACCAAAUGGAUUUUACGCAGAAAUUGACUGGGAAAGAUACAACUCCCCUGAGCUGGAUGAAGAAGGCUACAGCAUCAGACCCGAGGAACCCGGCUCUACCAAAGGAAAGCACUUUUAUUCUUCGAGCGAAUCGGAAGAGGAAGAAGAGUCCCACAAGAAAUUUAAUAUCAAGAUUAAGCCAUUGCAAUCUAAAGACAUUCUUAAGAAUGCUGCAACCGUGGAUGAGCUGAAGGCAUCCAUAGGCAACAUCGCACUUUCCCCAUCACCAGUGAGGAAAAGUCCGAGGCGCAGCCCGGGUGCAAUUAAAAGGAACUUAUCCAGUGAAGAAGUGGCGAGACCCAGGCGUUCCACACCAACGCCGGAACUUGUAAGCAAAAAGCCUACAGAUGACACGGUGGCCCUUGCUCCCCUCUUUGGUCCACCAUUAGAAUCAGCUUUUGACGAACAGAAGACAGAAGUUCCUUUAGAUCAGCCUGAGAUAUGGGGUUCAGGCCAACCAAUUAAUCCAAGCAUCGAGUCGCCAAAGUUAACAAGGCCUUUUCCCACUGGAACACCUCCACCACUGCCUCCCAAAAAUGUACCAGCCACCCCACCCCGCACAGGCUCCCCGCUCACAGUUGCACCCGGAAAUGACCAGUCAGCCACAGAGGUCAAAAUUGAAAAACUACCAUCAAUCAAUGACUUGGACAGCAUUUUUGGGCCCGUGUUAUCCCCCAAGUCUGUUGCUGUUAAUGCUGAAGAAAAGUGGGUCCAUUUUUCUGAUACGUCCCCGGAACGUGUUACUCCAGAGUUGACUCCAAGGGAAAAGGUGGUGUCCCCACCAGCUGCAUCAGACAACCCAUCUGACUCCCCAGCUCCGGGCCCUCCGGGCCCUCCAGGCCCCCCAGGCCCCCCAGGACCCUCUGGUCCUCCUCGCAAUGUACCGUCGCCGCUCCAUUUAGAAGAAGUCCAGAAGAAAAUCGCUGAGCAGACCUUCAUUAAAGAUGAUUACUUAGAAACAAUCUCAUCUCCCAAAGAUUUUGGGUUGGGACAGAGAGCGACCCCACCUCCCCCACCACCACCCACCUACAGGACUGUGGUGUCAUCCCCUGGACCUGGCUCGGGCAGUGGUACGGGGACCACCAGUGGGGCGUCAUCGCCUGCUCGACCAGCCACUCCCUUGGUUCCCUGCAGCAGCACCACCCCUCCGCCGCCACCUCCCCGGCCUCCAUCUCGGCCAAAGCUACCUCCAGGAAAACCUGGAGUUGGAGAUGUGCCCAGACCUUUUAGCCCUCCCAUACAUUCUUCCAGCCCUCCUCCGAUAGCACCCCUUGCCCGAGCUGAAAGUACCUCUUCAAUAUCGUCCACCAAUUCCUUGAGCGCAGCCACCACUCCCACAGUUGUGUCAGAAGAUGAUGUUUUUUAUGACAAACUGCCCUCGUUUGAAAGGCGCUGUGAAACGCUGGCAGAGAAUGAACAGCCUUCCCUCGUUUGGUUUGACAGAGGAAAGUUUUAUUUGACUUUUGAAGGUUCUUCCAGGGGACCCAGCCCCCUAACCAUGGGAGCCCAGGACACCCUCCCUGUUGCAGCAGCAUUUACAGAAACGGUCAAUGCCUACUUUAAAGGAGCAGAUCCAAGCAAAUGUAUUGUGAAGAUUACUGGAGAAAUGGUGCUGUCUUUUCCUGCUGGCAUCACCAGACACUUUGCCAACAACCCAUCGCCAGCUGCUCUGACUUUCCGGGUGAUAAAUUUCAGCAGGUUAGAACACGUCCUGCCAAAUCCCCAACUUCUCUGCUGCGAUAAUACUCAAAAUGAUGCCAAUACCAAGGAAUUCUGGGUGAAUAUGCCAAAUCUGAUGACUCACCUAAAGAAAGUGUCGGAACAAAAACCGCAGGCUACAUAUUAUAAUGUGGACAUGCUCAAAUAUCAGGUGUCCGCCCAGGGCAUUCAGUCCACACCUCUGAACCUGGCCGUGAACUGGCGGUGCGAGCCGGCCAGCACGGACCUGCGCAUAGAUUACAAAUACAAUACGGACGCCAUGACAACAGCCGUGGCCCUCAACAACGUGCAGUUCCUGGUCCCCAUAGAUGGAGGAGUAACCAAGCUCCAGGCUGUGCUCCCACCCGCAGUCUGGAAUGCUGAACAGCAAAGAAUAUUAUGGAAGAUUCCUGAUAUUUCUCAGAAGUCAGAAAAUGGAGGGGUGGGUUCUUUAUUGGCAAGAUUUCAGUUAUCUGAAGGUCCAAGCAAACCCUCCCCACUGGUUGUGCAGUUCACAAGUGAAGGAAGCACCCUUUCUGGAUGUGACAUUGAGCUUGUUGGAGCAGGGUAUCGGUUCUCACUCAUCAAGAAAAGGUUUGCUGCAGGAAAAUACUUGGCAGAUAACUAAUAAAAUCUUAUGGAAGGAUUUGGAGGAUUCACAUAAUGGAGAACUGUUGUAUGAGAAACAGAUUUUAAUUUUGGUUUGAUGGAAACAAACCAAAAUCUGCACUUGGGAUAUAUCUGCUGGAAAUGUCCAUGACUUUCAGCUAUGAUUUCCCUCACACAAUACCAUGAUGACCAGUCUUACAGUAUUUACUUCUAGGUGUAAUAUUGUUAAUGGUUUUAAAAUGUAAUUAUUGUAUUUGUAAAUUGUAACUCAUUCCAGUAAGGCAGUUAGACACUUGAGUUUUAGCAUUUUACCAUUCCUGAAAUGGAUGUAAUUUAAACUGUGGUAUGUAAAUUUAAUAGUAGUACUGUUGAAUGGCACAAUGCUUACAGAGGUAGAUUGCAUUUUGUCAAUAUAUAAAAUUUAAAUAUAAUAUUGAUAGCUGUCAUAAAGGGGGUGCCACAUACAAAGAAAAUUAAGUGGAACCAGAAAAAAAACCUUCCUUUUCUUCGAUCCUUAGUAUGUUUUACUCUAGUGCUAAAUAAAAAUUCUAUCUUCAAAUAUUUAGUGGGUUAAAUUCAGAAACUAUUUCAGAAAAAAAAAAUUCUAAAGUUACAGCAUAUUCAAGAAGAGCAUUAAUUACCACUUUUUAAAAAGCUUUUUUUUCAAACUGCAAAUUUCAUAAAAAUGCAAACUGUGUAAACAGGGCCUCUUAUUUUUAUAACUUGUGUAAAAAGGGAAAGCAAUUCAUAUUUAAAGUUUAAGUAUAUGAAAUUAUAAUCAAGAGUAAAGAAGAUGUUGAAGUCUUUACUUCCCCCUCUCUCUACAUUUUAACAAAUGUGGAGAUUGCUGAAUAAUAUCAGACUAAAGCCAACAUUGUGAUUUUAAAAUUCCAAGACUUUCCAUACUUGAACCAGUGAACAACUUUCGCACAAUUACUCUAAACAGAGUCUCUCCCAUCUAACAUGGGGAAUGGUACCACGUAUCUUUCUCUUUACCUGCGGGAAUCACAACAUUAAUACUAAAACUCAGAAAAAACAAAAUUAGUCCCCUGUUUAAGUCCAGAAGGAAAAUUUUAAUCAUCAUCAUUUAUAUCAUUUGAAAAGGAAAAAAUAAAGUUUAAAAAUGAAAUCCUAUCCACAUUAUCAUGCAAUAAAUUUCCUUUUGGAUAAGAUUCAUCAUAUGUAACUAUAUAUCUUUGCCAUUCUUGGGGAGUCAGAUAGAGAGUUAUCCAGAAAUUUAUGUAAUAAUUUCAUUGUAGCGAGGUAUCAUUGAAACUGUAAUUACUCAGUCUGGCCUCACAGUGUGAGGAUUCAGAACGGAGAAGCACUUCUGGGGCGGGUCUCAGCUGUAAACUCUUCCUCCUGCACUAUCUGAAAACAUAAAACUUCCUUUAAGUCAUAGACCUUAUUUUAAACAUGAACCGAUUCUUAUUCUAAGUUAUUAAAUAACUGGAAUUACC